Messenger RNA from Cyanistes caeruleus (blue tit), 2709 nucleotides. Lineage: Eukaryota; Metazoa; Chordata; Aves; Passeriformes; Paridae. The record is from RefSeq and is a predicted model, not a curated record.
AUUUUUAUGUUUUCCUUUUCCAUCUUGCACUGUUUCUCCAUCCCAUUCAUUCCAAAUGGAUCUCACCUCUAAGAUCUGAGACUUGGCAAGUUUUAGACAUUGUAAAAUACCAUGAGCGAUACCCAGUUUUCCUUCCCCCGUUUUUCUUGGAAAGCAAUGCUGGAGACACAAGUGCAGUGCUUGGGUCAGGUACAAAUUCUGCAUUCAGGGAAUGUGCUCAGACAGUGUCUGACGCUCAGCAGGGACAAGGCACAGCAGCAGCCAAGGGCAUUGCUGUGCCCCUGUGCAGGAAUCAAGACUCUGGCUCUUGGCUCAACACGGCAAAGUUCCCGUGUUUGGCCAGGCUCAGGGGCUGCCCGGGGAGCGCGGGGCUCGGCGCGGGGCCGAGCGGGCAACGGACAAACGGCCCCGGGGACAAACGGCCCCGGUGCUUCAGUUGCAGCGGCAGCAGCGGCAGCAGCAGCAGCAGCGGCGGCAGCAGCAGCGCAAAGAGAAAAAGCAGAGAAAGAAGCGAAAUUAUUGCCCCUCUUCCCCUCUCCCUCUCCCACUGUUCCACCCUCUCUCCCGCGGUCCCUCACCCAUUCCCGAUCUCCUUUUCUCUGUGUUCCCCUCCUCUCCCAGUUUCCCUCUCCCCUUGCCCGCCCGGGACAUGCCCCCGGCCCGCCCCUGGCCCCGGCCCCGGCCCCGGCGCCGGCCCCGGGCGUCCCGCCUCGCUCUCGCCUCCGCCCGGCUCUGGCCGAGCUGGCGCUGGCGCUUCUGGGCGGGCCUCAGUGCCUGGGGCUGGGGCGGUAUCGCCGCCCUUUGGCUCCGCCUGCUCCGAGCCCUGCCCCGGCCCUGGCCCUGGUCCCGGCCCUUGCCCCGGCUCCUCCCGGGGCCCGCGGAGGACACAGGCGGUGCAGCCGUUGCCGCCGCCUCCGCUGCGGCUUCCCCGGCCCGAGCUCCGCCGCUCGGCAGCGCGGCCGCUGGCCCCGAGCCGCCGCUGUCGCGUUCCAAGGAGCGGACGCCUGCGGAUGCUCGGCCCGGGGAGGUCGGGGAGCGCUCGGGGGCCGUUCCUGGCCCCGGGCCGAGCGCUGACGGCCGCGUCUCGCCCCCAGGGAAUGCGCACAAGGGCCCGAAGGAGCGGUACCGAGUGGGUUCGUUGCUCGGCCGUGGCGGAUUCGGCAGCGUCUUCGCAGCCACGAGGCUCUCGGACGGUGCCCCGGUGGCCAUCAAAUGCGUGCCGCGGGAUCGCGUCCGGCGCUGGGGCGAGCUGCCCGACGGUACACGUGCGCCCCUGGAAAUCGUGCUAAUGGACAGGGUGUCCUCUGGGUGUGCUGCAGUGAUUCAGCUCCUGGAGUGGACUGAGCUGCCCAACAGCUUCCUGUUGGUGCUGGAGCGUCCGCAGCAGUGCCAGGACCUCUCGCGUUUGCUGGCAGAGCGGAGGUUCCUGCCGGAGGAGGAGGCGCGGGGGCUGUUCUGCCAGGUGCUGGAGGCCGUGCGGCACUGCACCAGCUGCGGGGUCCUGCACAGGGAUAUCAAGCCCGAAAACAUCCUGCUGGACCUCGCCACAGGGCAGUUGAAACUCAUUGACUUUGGCUGUGGCACCUUCCUCCAGGACACAGCCUACACCCGAUUUGCAGGAACCCUGUCCUACAGCCCACCAGAGUGGUUCUUCCAGCGACGUUACCACGGCCAGGCAGCAACCAUCUGGUCCCUGGGGCUCCUGCUGUACCAGCUGGUGACAGGGAAGCACCCAUUCAGGAAGGGCCAGCAGAUUGUCUGGGGGAGGAUCAUCUUCCCACGACGGCUCUCCCAAGAGUGCCAAGAUGUAAUUAAGAGAUGUUUGUCCAUGCAACCCUUGGACAGGCCAUCCUUAGAAGAUCUCUUCCAAGACCCUUGGAUUCAGGGUGUUCAUCUGCCCUAGAAGAUGGGAGAGAUCCAUGUGCACAGUUGGAUCCAGGGGCCUGGCAGGGAAGGAGAAGGAGCCCCUGGAGAAUCUGUACCAGGUGGGGCUGCUGCGGGAGACACCACGGACAACCUCAAGGAUGACAAUGUAUUCCUCCAUGUGGCCAGCUGAAGAUGAUCAACUUUGAUUCUGGCACCUUCUUCAAAGACACACUCCACGCCCAAUUUGCAGCCGGGCUUUGCAGAUGCUGAGGCUGCUCUGGGCUCUGCCAGGGCUCUGCUGGGCUCAGCCCCAAGCAUGGCUGGGCUUGCUCUGCCCUCCCAUUGCUCUGACAGCUUUCCACCAGACGAGCCCAUUCCCAGCACACCGCCUGAGCUUUCUGCUUUUGCAGAAGUGCCACUGCUGUGAUCCUGAGGCGGUGCAGUCUGGAGCUUAUGGAUGAAGAAGAAUUGCCCUUCUGCACUUCCAAGCCAGAGCCAAAAGCUGCAGAAAACAUGCUGUAAAAAAGGCAUGCCCUUUGCUCCUGGUUCCCGUGUGGAGCAGCUCCCUUCGCGCUGGCUGAGCUGCUCAGGCAGAGCCCGGCAGCUCCCCGCCCUGCAGGACUGAGGCUUUUCCCCGUUGCUGGGCACAGACUGAUGGAGCAGCAGUGCUGAACACGGGGACACGCAGAGGGACCAGAGCAGCUGCCUUUGUCCACCUGAAGCUCCAAGGCCAAACUCUGAGCAGGCACGGCUGGAAGAGACUCGCAGGCUCCCUGUUGGCUCUGCUGCCCCACUUGUGCCCGGCCCAGCUCUGUGUGAGGCAGAGGGAGAACAAGGGGCAGC